GGAUGCUUUCAGAACUCAUAGGUUAAAAUAAAUUUUAAAAUAGCCUAAUGAUUUUGUUUCUCUACAGAUAACUGGCUUGGAAUUCUUUCCAUGAUGUUUUAUCCUAGAAAUAUUGAUCUGGGUUUUAGAUUUUAUUACUUGCAUUCAAAUUGCAUACACACCAAUAUUAGCCUAAUGCACCCAGGAAAAGAAUAAAGACAAAAUGGCAAACACUUCAAGUCCAUUUGGCUACAGAAGAGAAGCAGUAAGAGUAAAAGUGAUGAAAUGUGAAGGUGUAUUGCCUCCGGAGUAUAGGAAGUUCAGUGUAGACCCUCAAAUCACUUCAUUUGAAGUGCUGCAAAGUAUUCUAGCAAAAGCAUUCGAUAUUAAAGGCGACUUUACUGUGAGGUAUAGAGUGGUUGAUGACUAUAAACAAGAAACUUACAUUUCAUUGUUGUCGGACUGGGACUUGGAUGCGGCAUUUCUCAGCUCAUCGGAGCCUCAUCUAGACCUUCGUGUAGACUUGAAGCCGUUCUCAGAGUCCCGCGAGUGUGAGGAAUGUUGGGUAGAGAGUUCCAACCCAGAACCUCUACCAGCCGAGAGCAGACAGACUCGGCUGCAAGGACUUAUCAUGAACCAGGUUGAGAGGACUUUUAACAUGGUACAGAGGGCGUUGAACUUGGUUGAAGAACAAACAGCGUCGUUUGCACCUGCCCCUAGCAGCAUCCCACCCCGCCCUCCACUCACGGACGCUGAGUUCCGCACAUUCCUAGACCCGAUCGGACAAGUGGUGCGAGAUAAGGAACUAAGAGCAGUCAUUUAUUUCGGAGGAAUUGAACCGAGUCUCAGGAAGGUUAUCUGGAAGCACAUUUUAAAUGUCUACCCAGAAGGUAUGUCAGGAAAAGAACGAAUGGACUACAUGAAAAGAAAAUCUGCAGAAUACGAGAAACUUAGAGAUACCUGGAGAGAAAUGCUGAAAAACGGCCAGAUGGUAGGAGACUUGGCUUAUGUCACCAGUAUGGUACGCAAGGAUGUUCUGCGAACAGACAGACACCAUGUGUUUUACGCAGGAAGUGAUGACAACAAAAACAUAGCUGCUCUCUUCAACAUUUUAACAACGUACGCUCUCAAUCACCCGGCCGUCAGCUACUGUCAAGGCAUGUCAGAUCUCGCGUCUCCGCUGUUAGUCACGAUGAAUGACGAGGCUCAAGCGUACAUCUGUUUCUGUGCGCUGAUGAGACGACUCGCUCCCAACUUUCUGCUCGACGGUAUCACUAUGACUCAGAGGUUUCAACAUCUAGCGGAGGGCCUUAUGUAUUACGACAACGCUUUCUACUCAUACCUCAAAUCACAUCAGGCUGACGAUCUGCUUUUCUGCUACCGUUGGCUGCUGCUCGAAAUGAAGCGAGAGUUUGCGUUUGAAGAUGCGUUGAGGAUGCUGGAAGUGAUGUGGAGUUCUCUGCCACCUUCGCCUCCAGAGAAGGAGAUCAAACUGUUUGAUCAGGAGUUUCUCGGAACUCCCCCUCCUCCGAGUCCUCGACCUAGGGAGAAUGCUUACACAAAGAUCUGCGCUCUGCGACGACAAACUUCCGGGGCAUCACUCAGUCUCGAUGAAGGCAUUAGCUUAAAAGCCAAACACGCCAAACAACCAAAAACACGACCUUUCAACAGCCUUGACGAGGCAGCUUUGGAGAAAACACAAGAAGUUGAAAAGCCUCCUCCUGGCCGUGUAGUUAAAAACCUGAACGAGUUCCUCAGUUUCGAUAAGAGUGGCAAACUCAAAAAAGUUAACACAAAUGCUGAGAAAAAGCGAGAAAGCGAGGAUGACGGAAGUUCUCCGGAUGAUUCGACGGAGUAUUUUCCGAUGACAACUUCUAUGACGAGAGAGUUGAGGUUGGAAUUGGAGAGUUUGGACAGACACGUGUUUGGGAGCGACAAACGGAAUCCAAUGCUCGGAGACGAGGUGUUUGUGUGGGAGAAUCCUUUGAGAACAGCUACGACGCCCGAUGAACAAACAGAGCUAGAAAUGGACGUGACUGUCGGGGAAAUAAUAGAAACAGAUGGAAGUUCCGUUAAAUCUGUUACACCAAUUAGAUUGUUGAAAAAACAUGAGAGCGAUACAACUACUUCUUCCAGAACUGAAAGUCCCUUGGACAACAGCCUGUCCAGUGACGGAACUUCGAGUCUGCUGGCUCGGAGAAAACAAACUUUAGAAGAAAUAAAUACAAACGUUAAUGGAAACGUCUCCUCAGUGUCGAGGCCUUGUGACGAUCUCAAUUCUGACAUUAGUGAUUCCGUUAAAGCGAAAGGGAGUAAUUUGCUUCCACGCCCGGACGUUUUCGGAGGUGGUAAUCCAUUUCUUAUGUUUCUUUGCAUUACAGUUUUGCUGCAACAUCGAGAUCUAAUUAUGCGAACUGGGAUGGACUACAAUGAAAUGGCAAUGCAUUUCGAUAAGAUGGUCCGUAAACACGAUGUCAACAAAGUGUUAAACAUGGCUCGACAGAUGUACGCUUCUUAUUUGAAACAACAUAGUGAUAUCCAAUCACACCUCAGUGUAUGAUUUAACAUAUCUGAUUUUAACUGAUUAUCCAAAGACUGGUCCUUUUUGAUCUGUUGUUAUUGUUUACUCAUUCAUUGAAAUUUUUCUCAAAGAAUAUUGUAGAAUUCCCACCAACGUAGAUAAAUUUGUAUUAUUACACCACAAGUGCUUUUUACCACCAAUAUUUUUACCAGACAAUAAAAAAUCAUCCACAUAAUCAGAAAAUGAUUUCUUUACUAAUUAAUAAUAGGCUAAAAAUAUCUGACAUAAGUGACAUAACAUGUGUCUUGUUUCAUCCUAAAAAAAGUAAAAAUAUAAUUUUUUCCCAACUCAUAAAAAUUAACCAAUGUUAAUAGGCCUGCCAGCUGAAUAUUUUACAUCGGGUGAACCGAUUGCUUCUAGGUGUCGAGAUUGCUUCGGCAAAAAACUCAAACAAACAAACAGUAUAUAACAUAAUUUUAACUCCCUUUACCAGGCUUACGUUUAAUAACAAAUGACUACUAUGUUACAAGCAUAUAAUCUCUUUGAGAUAAAAGAUGAAGGGUAAAAAUAAUA
Molecule: messenger RNA, 3073 nt
Organism: Macrosteles quadrilineatus (aster leafhopper)
Lineage: Eukaryota; Metazoa; Arthropoda; Insecta; Hemiptera; Cicadellidae
Product: TBC1 domain family member 25-like
Exons: 10
Coding region: 203-2539 (778 amino acids)
Biological process (GO): activation of GTPase activity; regulation of autophagosome maturation
Cellular component (GO): autophagosome
Molecular function (GO): GTPase activator activity
Source: RefSeq, a predicted model, not a curated record